AGAACGCAUCUUCUGACAUAUGACAUUACACACAUAUGUUCUCAUUUUCUAGAUUAACAUAGUGGGUGUUUAUGUUUUUGAUGAUGUGGAAGUAGAUGUAACUCAAUCACAUGAACCAAUAAGUUUAAGCCACGCAGUUCAUGAGAAUCUGGGACAGUUUUAAUUUAAUAACCAAAAGGUCCACAGUAGAAUUAAAACUUUGAACAAAAUGGGCUUAAAGUUAUAUGAAAUCUUAGUAAUUCUUCUAAUUUCGUCGGUAAUUGGUAAACCAGAAGAAGAACAUCCACAAAGAGUUGUUACCCGAGAAUUAAGUGAUAAAGAACAUUUCGAACAACAGCAUCAUAACUCAGAAUAUGACCACGAAGCAUUUUUGGGGGCAGAAGAGGCAAAAACCUUCGAUCAACUACCUCCUGAAGAGAGUAAAAGGAGACUGGGUUUAAUUGUAGAUAAAAUUGAUGUCAAUAAAGAUGGAUUGAUUAAUAGAGAAGAAUUGAAAGAUUGGAUUAGAUUCACACAAAAAAGAUAUAUCACUGAAGAUAUAGACAGACAAUGGAAACAACAAAAUCCUGAUAAUCUUCCAACUUUACAGUGGGAACGAUACCAAAAAAUGGUUUACGGCUUUCUGGAAAACAUGGAUCCAUCUGAAAUCGAAAAAGAUGGAACAGGAUUUUCAUACAAGAAAAUGAUGAACAGAGAUAGGAGGCGUUGGCAAACUGCAGAUAAAGACGGUGAUGACAGUUUAACCAAAGAGGAAUUUGCAUCUUUUCUACAUCCCGAAGAAGACCAAUAUAUGAGUGAUUUGAUUGUAGUGGAAACUUUGGAAGAUAUUGAUAAAAACAAUGAUGGCAAAGUUUCCUUGGAAGAAUACAUUGGAGAUAUGUACAGAGGAGAAGAUGGUGAAGAAGAACCAGAUUGGGUGAAAAGUGAACGUGAACAAUUCAACACCUACCGGGAUAAAGACGGCGAUGGUUUCAUGGAUAGUGAUGAAGUGAAAAACUGGAUUUUACCAGAAGACUUCGAUCAUGCUGAAGCAGAAGCUAGGCAUUUGAUAUACGAAGCCGAUUCUGAUGCCGACGAACAACUCACUAAAGAUGAAGUAUUAUCCAAAUAUGAUAUUUUCGUAGGAUCCCAAGCUACAGAUUUUGGAGAAGCGUUAGCUAGGCACGACGAAUUUUAAAUCUGAAUUCUUAGAUAUGAUCGAAAAAAUUUACAUUUGAUAUUAUUGGAGUGUUGUAUCCAAUAUUUGUAUACUAACACUUCACAUUCUUUUUUUGUUCUCGCAGAUACUUACCAGUUUGUGUCUCAUUGUAUGCUUAAAUUUAGAGUAAGUGAAAUUUUUUCUACAAUUUCUUUUUCUAUUCUUCUAUUUAAAAAAAUAUAUAUACGUGCAUUAUUUUUGUACAUUGUUCCUAAUUAAAAAUAAUAAUAAAUUGAGUGCGUGUAUAGUUAGGCAACUCAAUGAACUAAUCCUAAGACAAAUAAUUUAUCAUAUAAUAAAGUAAUUCGAAUCAAUUUUUUCAUUUCAAUAUUGAUUUUCUAGAAUCCUAUUCUACCUACUUUCAUUUAUUUUCUCUAUUGAUUUUCAAAGCCUGAAAAAUAAAAACUAUGAAAUAAUUAUCAAAAAGUGCAUAAAAUGGAGAGAAUUAAAUCUGUGCGAAAAAAAUUACAUUAUCAAAUCUCUAGUUAACGACCAAAACUGACGGUACCAUAUGGUAAUACUAGGAUAAUAUGGGUGUAAUUUUUUUCAGAAAAUUGGGCUUGCUAUUUUUAAAAAAAUUGUAUUUUGUAUGAAAUAAUGCAAAAUAUUUUAUACCUAUGCCUACAUUUCACUUUAUAUACAUAGUUCUAAUAGUCGAUGAGCAACCUUCUCCUGCACGCCGCCUUCUUUUCUUGUCAGUAGUGGAAAUAACCAAAUGGUUUCUCCUAUCACAUCUGAGCUUGUUGGAGUUGGAUGUUGAAGGGCUUCCUGAAUCUUUAGGCACUGUUCUAUAAGACCUCAAAUAAGAAUUUAUAGUUUCUUUUCUGAAACAAAGCUCUGUACAUUUCCUACCGACUUUUCUUUGAAGCUUUUUGAUUGCAUACAUCUAGCAACCAUGUAAACCCAAAAUAACUACUUUUUAAAAACAAAUCCAAUUUGGUAUCGUGAAAUGGUUUCUUAGAAUAAAUCAGUUCCUCCCGAAUGCAUUGUAUUGACCAAUUAGUUUUGGUAUGGAUAUGUAUAUGUUACCGUUUAUUUUAUAGAACACCUAGUUAUUCCAUGAAAUAACUGAUCGUGUCUGUUAAAGUGUGUAAUAUGUUAUUAAUUUGACAUUUUGAUUAGUUAUUUUAUAGAAUAACGAUCUGUUAAUGUCAACGACAAAUAUAUUUACCUUCCACCCUUAUUGUACCUAUGAACUAUUACAGGCCAUAAAGAUAGAACUUGUUUGGUGUCUUGGCGCUAGUUCAUUCUGGUUAAUCGAUUGCUUGCACGUACAGUGCCAGCUGCUGUUCGUGAAAUACUGUUUCCACAUAUCAGGUAUUGAGAUACAUUUAUUUUUUUAAGUUUUAAAAUUUAGUAAUUUGUUACUACGUUAAUUACGAUUGUUUACAUUAAGUGCAAUUAUUUUUAAGACCUUAAAUUGCCUUGAACAAUGAAUUCUUCAAGUGAUAACUAAAAAUUAUUAAGUUUGAUAGCUGAUGUAAAGAAAUCUAAAACAUCAGAUAAGAAAAUGGCACGUGAUUAUUGGUUACUUCAACAUUACAUGUCCUUGAAGUUCAAGGAGUAGAAAAAUGAAUAAUCCCAGUAACAAACGCAACACCAGAUGGAAUGUUUUAUUAGUCAAGUGAUUCUUUGUUUGACAUUUUGUAUGAAACUCAUUUAUAUAUUGGGCACGGUGGUGAGACCGAAUGAUAAAAGAACUUAAUCUUUGUUACAAAAUUAUUAUGCAAAACGAUAUUAAGAUUUUCCUGAAUUUUUGUAAAUCUUGUCAACAAAAACGCAAAGCGGUCAGAAAAGGUAUUACUGUUAAACCCAUUAUUUUUUCACAUAUGUUUCACAUAUGAAUUCAAGAUGUCAGGUUAACCUCAUAGAUUUUCAAUUUAUAAUAAUAAAUCAAUAAAUUUAUUUUAGUUUAUCAUGAUCACCUUACAAAGUUUGUAGUUUUAAGACCUUUUCAAUUAAAGAGAACUGAAGAAGUUGCAGGACAGUUGCUUGAUAUAUUCCUGUUGUGUAGAGCUCCAUGUAUAUUGCAGUCGGACAAUGGAAGAGAAUUUUGUAACAAACUUAUGGAUGACUUAAAAUUAACUUGGCCAGAGCUUAAGAUCGUGCAUGAGAAACCAAGACAUAGCCUAUGCUAAGAUUGUGUUGAGAGAGCGAAUCAGGACAUAGACAAUAUGUUGAGGACUUGGAUUCAAGACAACCAGUAAACUUCGUGGAGUAACAGGUUAAAAGUUAUCCAGUUUAUGAAGAACAUAGCGUUCCAUUCUGGUAUUAGAAGGUCUCCUUACGAGGCUAUGUUUGGUUGCGAAGCUACAGUUGGACUGUCAACAACUGCCAUUUCGAAGGAAGCACUUAUUGUAUGUAUACAUACCUCAAAUGACGAAGAUCAAUUGCAAAAUCCUUCGACUACAAUGAAUGUUUCUUCUCAACCUGAUAGCGAAAAAGUAGUUGAAUAAACAGUAUUAAAUAAUCCCAUUAGAAAAGUAUGUGUUGUCUGUUUAAAAUAAUGCAGUGAAGAUAUAGUUUGCUUCCAAUGUAUGAAGCCUAUCCUGUUCGGAAAAUUAUGUUUCAGAAGAUCAAGUUGAGCAGAAAAGUCUAAAAAAUGUUUGGAAAUUCAAGCGAUAAAGAAAAUCUAUUUUAGCUAUCAUCAUAAAAAUAACCGAAGAAGGAUUUUUACAAUUGGGCACAAGAAACGGCCGCAUAAAACAAUUAUAUUCCCGAUCCCAGUUCAGUGUCAGUGAACAAAAGUUAAUCAGAAUAGAAGAAGUACCGCAUGAAGAAAUAUCGGACCGGUCUGUUGCUCCAGCUCAAAGUUUAGGUAAUGGUCAGGGAUUUAAAAAAUGUUCGUGUAAAACCCAGUAUGUCAACAAAAAAUGUUUUUGUUUUAGAAAUAAUGUUAUUUGUAAAUCCAAGUGUCAUUUUAGUAAUCCUUGUAACAAAUGAUUUUAUGGUACGUUUGUAUAAAUACCAUUUAUAAGCUGAAUAAAUUAGAUGAAUUGCU
Messenger RNA from Diorhabda carinulata, 4199 nucleotides. RefSeq names its product calumenin (gene scf). NCBI's taxonomy places the organism in Eukaryota, Metazoa, Arthropoda, Insecta, Coleoptera, Chrysomelidae. The record is from RefSeq and is a predicted model, not a curated record. Gene Ontology annotation, cellular component: endoplasmic reticulum. The transcript is spliced from 4 exons. Gene Ontology annotation, molecular function: calcium ion binding. The coding region runs from base 209 to 1177 and encodes 322 amino acids.